Molecule: messenger RNA, 1959 nt
Organism: Perognathus longimembris pacificus (Pacific pocket mouse)
Lineage: Eukaryota; Metazoa; Chordata; Mammalia; Rodentia; Heteromyidae
Product: sterol 26-hydroxylase, mitochondrial
Exons: 9
Coding region: 93-1721 (542 amino acids)
Biological process (GO): glucocorticoid biosynthetic process; C21-steroid hormone biosynthetic process; cortisol metabolic process
Cellular component (GO): mitochondrial inner membrane
Molecular function (GO): oxidoreductase activity, acting on paired donors, with incorporation or reduction of molecular oxygen; monooxygenase activity; iron ion binding
Source: RefSeq, a predicted model, not a curated record
CCAGCCCCAGUCUCCCUCCGAGGCUAGUCCAGGGCUCCCGAGCCCCGAUCCAAAGGCGCCUGAGCUGCACGCAGCACGGUCCUCGUCGUCGCAUGGCUGCGCUGGGCCGCGCGAGGUUGAGGAGGUGGGCGCUGCUGGGCCCCCGGGUGGCCGGCGGUGGCCUCCGUCCACACGGGGCCAGGGCCAAGGCCGCGAUGCCGGCCGCCCUCCCCAGCGCCGCCGCCGCCGCCGCCGAGGCUGCCGCUGGCCCCGGAGCCCGCUCCGGCGACCGCGGGGGGCGGCGGCGCAGCCUGGAGGAGCUCCCCAAGCUGGGGAGCCUGCGCCUUUUCUCCCAGCUGUUCGUGCAAGGCUACAUCCUGCGAAUGCACGAGCUCCAGGUGUUGAACAAGGCCAGAUAUGGUCCAAUGUGGCUAAGCUCUCUUGGGUCUCAAACCAUGGUGAACCUGGCCACUGCCUCCCUCAUAGAACAAGUGAUGCGGCAGGAGGACAAGCAUCCUAUAAGGGACUACAUGGACCUGUGGAAGGAACACCGGGAUGUUCAAGGCCUGGCCUAUGGGGUCUUCACCACAAAUGGAGAACCCUGGUACCAGCUGCGCCAGGCUCUGAACCAGCGGUUGCUGAAGCCAGCUGAGGCAGCGCUUUAUACAGAUGUUGUAAAUGAGGUGAUUGAUGACUUUAUAGCUCGACUGGACCAGAUACGGGCAGAGAGUGCCUCCAGGGACCAAGUGCCUGACAUGGCUCAUCUCUUCUACCACUUCGCCUUGGAAGCCAUUUGCUACAUCCUGUUCGAGAAGCGGAUUGGCUGCCUGGAACCCUCCAUUCCUGAGAACACUGCACAUUUCAUUAGAUCUGUGGGGUUCAUGUUCCACAACUCAGUCUAUUCCACCUUUCUUCCCAAGUGGACCCGUCCCCUACUGCCUUUCUGGAGACGAUACCUAGAUGGCUGGAACACCAUCUUCUCCUUUGGGAAGAAGCUCAUUGAUGAGAAAGUUCAGGAGGUAGAGGCUGAACUACAGGCAAGAAGGCCAGAGGGGGUCCAGGUGUCUGGCUACCUGCACUUCCUGCUGAGCGGGGGACUGCUCAAUCCCCACGAGGCCCUAGGCAGCCUGCCUGAGCUGCUUAUCGCUGGAGUCGACACGUCAUCCAACACACUGACAUGGGCCUGCUACCACCUUUCAAAGAGCCCAGAGAUCCAGGCGGAGUUGCACAAGGAGGUGGCAGGGGUAGUGCCUGUUGGAAAGAUACCCCAGCACAAGGACAUUGCCCACAUGCCCUUCCUGAAAGCUGUGAUUAAGGAGACACUGCGCCUCUACCCUGUGGUCCCUGCAAACUCUCGGAUCAUCAUGGACAAGGAAAUUGAAAUUGAUGGCUUCCUCUUCCCCAAGAAUACCCAGUUUGUGUUCUGCCACUAUGCAAUAUCCCAAGAUCCCAGUAUCUUCUCUGAGCCCGAGAGCUUCCAGCCUCACCGCUGGCUGAGGAAGCAGAAGUCGAAUGCGCCCAGUGUCCAACACCCAUUUGGCUCUGUACCCUUUGGCUAUGGGGUCCGGGCCUGCCUGGGCCGCAGGAUUGCAGAGCUGGAGAUGCAGCUGAUGCUGUCGAGGCUGAUCCAGCGAUAUGAGAUGAUCCUGCCUCCUGAGACUGGGGAGGUGAAGAGUAUGGCUCGCAUUGUCCUGGUUCCCAAUAAGAAGGUGGGCCUACGCUUCUUGCCGAGACAGAGCUGAGAGCUGGGCCCUUCUCUUCCUCAGCCUUGUCCCAGAAGCCCCAGCUCUGGCACAGCUGCCAGACUUGACAGACUGGAGAAACUUAAAUUCUCUUCUCACAGAACUCUUUGGUUUGAUGGGCUCAGCCCAUGUAUGGGCUAAACUAUCCAAGCAGCUCCUGCUCAGAUCAAAGGCCAUCUCUUAUUUCAUCUAUGUCCUUGAUAUAAUAUAAAAUAAAAGGACUCCUAGCAAUCAUGAA